AAAUAUACUUAGGUUCCUAGCUGGAGGUAUCAGUGAUCUACCGCUAUCAGAUACAGAAGCCCGUUAAGCAGAAGCUUCUUAUAUUUCAUCCACAGCGAUCUGACUAUCAGUAGGAAUACUUGAAAUUGACCUUGUAUGCCGAGGUAAUCUAAUUCGUUGCGCUACCAUCACAAAACAUUACGUACAUUUGUGUUGGUCGAAAAUAUCUAGUCAUGAGUAAUUCAGAUUUCGGUAUUAUUGCUUUGGAGAUCUAUUUUCCAAAAUUUUAUGUCUCUCAACAUGAUCUUGAAGUAGAGGACAAAUGUGUGGGAAAGUAUACUCAAGGAUUAGGACAAACAUCUCUUGGAUUUUGUUCAAUACAGGAAGAUAUAAAUUCAAUGUGUCUAACUGUUGUGAGCAACCUUAUCAGGCGUACAAAUCUUGACCUGAAAACAAUUGGUUUUCUCGAGGUUGGAACAGAAACGAUUAUAGAUAAAUCAAAGUCUACAAAAACCGUACUAAUGCAAUUAUUCGAAACAGCUGGUAAUUUUGACGUUGAAGGAACGGAUACAAAGAACGCGUGUUUCGGUGGUACCUCUGCUUUGUUCGGUGCGCUUAACUGGCUUGAAUCUAGUUACUGCAAUGGCCGUAUGGCGUUGGUUGUUGCAGCUGAUAUAGCAGUUUAUGGGGAUAAAUCAGCUCGUCCUACCGGUGGUGCGGGGGCUGUAGCAAUUUUACUCGGACCGAAUGCUCCUUUGGUGAUUGACUUUGGUCUACGAGCUGUUUAUAUGAAACAUUGUUAUGAUUUCUACAAGCCAAAUUUAAGCUCUGAAUAUCCUAUCGUUGAUGGUCACUUUAGUAUGCAGUGUUAUCGAGAGGCAUUAGAAAUGUGUUAUAAAUUAUAUCGACACAAAUCAGCUUCUAAAGGUCUCAAUAGUAUAAUAACAACACCUUGGCGAGAUACUUUACCGAAGGUGAACAAUGCAAUAGACUAUAUGUGUUUGCAUGCACCAUUUACUCGUCUUGUACAAAAAGCGAUCGGUUGGUUAGCAAUGAUUGAUAUGCGUACAGAAGGCAUUAUUGCAGAUACAUUAAACGAUUCUGAUGUAUUCUUAUCAUCUUCAAAAGCUGGUCAAUUAUGUCAUAAUAAUCAUCAAAUGACGUCGAAAUCAGAGUAUUUUGAUCAGAUAGACCCAUCUAUUUUUAAUGCUUUAAAAGAUUACCGUUUACUUGAUGAUAAACAUAUUCCUGAUCACCAGUUGGAUACAAUUUGUUUGAAAGCUACUGAAUCGUUGUACAGGCGUAAAGUAGAUCCUGGACUAAUGUUCGUUAAAAAUAUUGGAAACAUGUAUACUGCUUCUCUAUAUGCAUGUCUUGUUAGUCUUCUUCUUAAUACUUCAAAAGCUGAACUAUUAGGACGUCGUAUACUAAUGUAUUCUUAUGGUUCUGGAAUGGCAUCAGCUAUGUACAGUAUUCUUAUCCAUCCAGAUCGUGAUUUAUCCACAAUUUUGAAUUGUUCACUAGAAUCGUCCAAUGGUUUGUCUCAUAUUCACAAACGUCUAUUUGAUGAGCGAACUCAAGUGACUGUUUCGCAAUUUGAACUAAUGCUUAAAGAACGAGAACUUUCACAUAAUUCAGCUCCAUUUGAACCAACAUUUCGACCUGAAGGACUGUUUCCUGGUUCAUAUUAUUUGAAGAAUGUAGAUGAUCGUUAUCGUAGAUUUUAUGAGAAAUUAUCAGAAUGUUAAAUGUUUAACGGAUAACUGUUGGAGAAAAUAACUCAAAUCAUUCGAUCAUUUCCAGUUUUCAUUUCAACCUAAAAUAUGUUUCAACAUUAAAUGGAUGUUUCUUAAUUAUACUCUAAAAUAGCCCUAAUUGUUAUUCGCAUGAUAUUUUUUGUCAGUCAUAGUAACACAAUAAUAAUAAUAGUGAUAAUAAUUAGGAUAGUAUUGAAAGCUAGUUGCUUGUUUUAUAUUGUUACCAUGACUAGAUUUCCAUGUUCAAUAUGCAUGGGCUACUAUUUAUCUUACUGGUCAUCAUUUUAUUUACUACUGUGUGCGAUUAAUAGGUAGUAGUAGUAGUAGUAGUAGUAGUAGUAGUAGUGGUGGUAAUGAGUUUUGUAAAUUGAUAGUAUGAUGAAGAAAAGAUGUGUAAAAAUAUGUGGAUUGUAGAAUAAGUAUUGAUAUCCUCAAGUGAGAACUAGGUUAAGCAUGCAUAUAGGUGUAUAUGAAUUCACAAACUGUCAAAAUCACGCUUAAUCAUGAAUGAUCAGUGUUCGCAAGUAUGUAGUGCACUUUUCACAACCAAAAUAAUUACACAAGAUCGACACUGACUGAUUUGUAGUCAGACGUUGAAUGGAGUAAACGGAUUGGUUUUUCUAGGUAUCUGUACUAAUAUUGAUAUCUUCGUUCCAAUUAUCUUCAAUGAAUCUGUGUUCGAUCGUACUUAUGAGUAGGAAGUAUACUGUGUGUUUGUCGUUUGAUGUGAACAUCGACAAUAGACAAUGAAGUUAAUAUUUAUCAUUCUUUGUAUAGAUAGUCUUACAGUAUUCUGUCCUUUCAAUAUUAUGUUGUCCACUGUUUGACUCACAAAGUAUUAAUUACUAGUUCAACUGUUGUGCUAAUAAAUGUCAGUCUAUAUUUUGCCUUAUAAAUUUUAUGAUCACACCAUUUCUCUGAUGUGUCCUAAUAUUUAGCCGUUUUUCAGUGGUUCCGUUGUUUAAAUUUCAACUACUAAGCCACUAACUGUAACUCAACCGUACAUGCGUUUGCUUGCCUAACCGCUUCCUGUUAUUAGCAUUCUCACUUAUAAUGCUCUCGCUUAAAAUCUGCUACGCUAAUUCGUAUGCAGUACGUGAGUUAAGAUUAGAAAUGUCUCGUUACUAAAUUAUCCUGACUAUAUCGAACUGUAAUUACUCACCAUUCUCCGCGACUCUUAUGUCUGCUAUUGAAACUGUCAACUAUCUUCACUCUUUUCAAUGUUUGUGAUAAAUAGUAUAAUAUAUUCUGAAAAUAAUAAUUACAGAAUUCACGCCAGUUUACAGGCAUGGUCAAUUUGAUAUAAAUAGUAACAUUUGAUGUAGAGAACAGACAUGUGAUAGAAGAACGUUUUAAGUAUACAAGUUCAGUAAUUGUUUAUGUAGUACAUGUGUUAUAGCGAUCCAGUGCAUCAGCCGGGACGUUUUAAUUUUUCUUAAGUGGACAGCCUGUUGAUUUAUGAACGGUGUAAUUAAGGUUAUUCCUGUGCCAGAUCGAAUUAAUGAUAAUUAUCUACAACUAGAGAAAGUAAAGCAAAAAACAGAGAGCACGGAACAACAAUGUAAUCAUUACUAAAAUAUGUCAAUUAGGUCUACCAGAAUGCAUAUGUCAUGUGGUACAGUGAUAUAGUGUUGAUUUUAGAUAUUAUUCAAAUUAGUUAAGGUUGCUAGAUACAGUGUUAACGUAAAGUGACACCAGGCAGCUGGUUUUACUUAAGCAAUUCACUAAUAAUAAUAUCACUUAUGGAAUAAGAUACACUUACAGGUGCUAGAACAUUCAGUGCAUUUUAAGAGGAGCAAUAUGCAUUAAUGCAGCGAACAAAUAAUGGGAGUGAUGUUAUCGUACGGAUAGAUCAUGGUAGAUUAUUCCAGAGUCUAGAAGAUUUACAGGUAAAGUAAUUCAUGUAGAAAGAUGAUUUAAAAUAAGUUUGUUUCACUAGUGACAAGGAGUUUUGGUUGUCGUAAUGAGAAGCUUCUGCAUAUUGAAUCACUUGAUUGGAUGUAAAGGAUAGUUUAUUAAGUAUUUUGAAGAAAAAGGUAAGAUUUAGUUUGAGUCUCCUCUUCCAUAAAGGGUCGAGCCCAAGUUUAUUUCAUCUAGAAUUAUAAGUCAAGGUACAAUCAUUUCCAAGAAUACGAAGUCUAAGUCGUCUCUGUACUGAUUCCAGCCUUAAUUUAUCCUUUAUGCGCGCACUACUAAGAGUAAACGUGCAGUAUUCUAGGCGUGGUCGAACAUAAACUUUGUACACUAAAAUACGUGACUGAUCGUUAUAAAGGUUUCGAUUUAUGUAACCUAUAAGACUUUGAGACUUGGAGGUCUGUUUCAAUAUCGGUUCUUUAAACGACAAGUCAUAGGAGUAUCUAAGUCUACCACUGUAUUUAACCUAGAUAACAGUUCGCCAUCUAUGGUAAGAUCUAAGUUGAGUGAUGUAUCGCCGAAGCAUAUCCAUCCACGUUUAGCUGUAUUAAGCCCCAGUUGCCAUUUUAAGCACCACUGUGCUAACUUGCUAAGCUCCAUGCUGAUGCAAUUUCGCAUAUUUUUUAGCUCACGUGGUGAAAAUGAAUACAUUACUUUAAGAUCAUCUGCAUAUAGAAAGGGCUUAUCCACACAAAAACUUUCCCAAAUAUCAUUGAUAAACACUAAAAAGAGCAAAGGGCCUGAGACACUGCCUGGUAUUACACCACUUCUCACAGGGACGGUGCUAGACAAUGAAGAGUUAAUUUUAGCUAUUUGAUAUCGGUUACUGAGGUAGGAAUCAAACCAAACAAGCAAAGGGCUUUGAACUACGUAAGAUGCGAGUUUACUUAUAAGACGUUAGUGGCUAACGAUGUCGAUGGCUUUAGAAAUGUCCAGGUAUAGCACUAAGAUUAGAUAUCUUUGGCUACGUCAGGAAUGGACUAAAAUAAAGAAGUCAAAAUGACAUGUCAUACAAGGUCGAUUUUUAAGAAAUUCAUAUUGAGUAUCAUUGAUAGAUUUUCCAGCGAGUAAUUAGUUGGAAACUUCAUUAUUAAUAGUUUUUUCCAUAAUUCUAGAGAUAACUGGAGUAAUAUUCAUCGGCCGGUAAUUGUUACUGUCAGUCUUAUCUCCAGAUUUGUAACGUGGUAUAAUGUACGCAGUUUUCUAACAGUGAGGGUAGGAACCUGGUUCCAUAGAGAGAGUAAUUGAAUGUAUAAAACGAUGUAUUUGAUAAAUGUUACUAGUCUAGUUGAAAAUAACUAUGUUGACCAUACUCUUCUGCGUACUUUUAUAAUGCGGUAGUAAAUAUGAAGUCAAAAUGUUGAAUUUUUCAAUGACAACGUUUUUCUGUAGACGUUUUGUUCGCAUUUACAAUAUUUUGAUAAUGUACUGAAGUCAUUAGUCAAUAGUUUUGUAAUAUGAUUUAAAUUGUAGCAAUGGUUUAAUGGUUACAAUAUCUGGAUGUUAAUUGUUAGGUUGCAAGUUCAAACGCUGUUUCAUCUAAUUCACCAUUAGCCUUAAAAUCAUGUAUGUAGUUCAUGGCUGGCUAAAAUAAAAAUAUAUAUAUAUACUUAUGCACCAAAUUUAUAUUACAAGUGGAAGAAAGGACUUUCAUGCAAUAUAAUAGACCUUCACAUACAUAUCACAAUUUUCACAGUUGAAAUCACGAGCCGAUCGAGGCUAGACCACCAUUGACAACGUGGAAGCACUGGAUCGCCGUUUCGUUCGAGUAUGGGACUCCCCAAUGGUGCGCAUCCACGGCCCCGCACGCAAACACUUAACCUCGAGACCACGAAACAUCUGUCAAGUAAUUCCAGGUUUUGAAUGAUGGUCUAGCUUAGAUCAAUUCAUGAAGUCAACUGUGAAAAAUACUACAAUUUUCACAAAUCCUCAUACAUACUAAUAUGUCUUAUACAAAGACGAAACAUAUACUCAACACAUUCCGAUUUUUCCACUGAUGCACCUGAAUAAUAUCAGUUAGUGUUGAAUACACUCCCUACAAAUGAAGUACAUAGAAUUAAGUAAUCAACAUGUUUAUUUUUCAUUCAGAUUGUUAGUAAUUUCGUUGAUUAUGUUUUUUCAAUCAACUAUAUUUAAAUAUCUUAUUUUGUUUCAACCAUUUUCUCUCCAUUUUAUGAGGAUUUCACCAUAAUCUUGGUACUCUCUGUCUAUCAAGAUUUAUUGUAAAGAAAAAAAACAAACAAAAAAAGUAGGCCUAAAUGAAACGGUGAUUAUUUCAGUUGAACUCUUAUCAUAUGUAUGUUUAAUCAAAAUGAAAUGUAAUUAGCGCAAUUCUUUAUGAGUUAUUGUUUUGUCGGAACAUCAAUCAUUACUUGUUAAUGAUAUCUUUUUUUAAUUGUUUUGUUUUAAAAGAAUGAAAAUUGAAGAAAUGGGAAAUAAUUUACCAGUUUCUCUCUUCUUUUUUUCUCACAUACUUACAGUGUGUUCUUCGCUUUUCUUCUCAAUUUCGUCUUUUUACUUAAAUAGUCAAAGAAAUUUAGUGUAUUUGUGUUGUUUUCAUGGAUUUUGGUUAGUUUUUUCUGUGUGCAUGUGUUGUAAUGCAUGAAAUGAUGAAAAAGACUGUGCAUAUAUGCCUUAUUUGUAUGUCUUAGUAUUACGAACAAAUCUUUAUUCUCAUUCCAUUUUAGUAUGAAAACCUUUGUUUAUGCAAUAUUUGUAUGGCUUUAAUGAUUUAAUGUUAUUAUUCUUCUGUUAUAAAAUUAAUUAUCUAUCUCUAUGCAUUUAUUUCUUACUGUACACUGAUUAACGUGACAGUGUAUAAAUGACUGUUGAUUAAAAUCUAGUUUAGAAAUCCAGGGUCUUUUUUUACAGACCUAAUGUCUCACGUAUAUUUGCGAGAUCGUAAUCAAUACUGAACGAGUCUCUAGUUUUGUUAAAGAUGAAUCGCAUUUAUUAGCCAUGUGAAAUUAAAUGAAUGAGCUCAGUUGGUUUAUGUAUAUUGGUUUUGAACAUACAAUAAUUGUGUGAAAUUUAAAACUCCUAGCUGGGGAAGCUUGCUUUUCAAUAUGAUGUGUACUUCAAACCAUGAAAGAUUCAACGAUCAGUUUAGUGCUCAAGUUGUGGGGACAAUGAACUGUUAACAUAUUGUGCAUACAUAAAAGGUUGAAGCUAGAAACAGCAGUUGAGAUUAGGAGUCGAGGAGAUACUGGAAAAUGAAAAAGGCUUCAAUUCUAAUUAAGAUGAAUUAGUAUGCUUGUAGAAGUGUUCAAGUGGUUUACACUUCUCAGGCGCCCACAGUAUAAAUGGACAUUACUUUUUGAGGAACCUGAAAAUGAAUGGUAGGUUUUUUCGUUCUGGAAACAUAUCUAAUGGGACAACUAGUUGAGGUUAGUGUCAUAUAAUUUAUUUCCAAGAAGUUUCCAACGUAUUCUGUACUUGUUGGACACUAUAGUUAGUGAAGCAAGAUAAUUCGUAAUAUUUUUCUGUUAACUUGGUCAUUAUUUAAAUAUUUCCUAAACUGGUAGAUCUGUUUUAUAGGUGUAUAAAGCGUAAAAGUUAGUAUUUUGUAUCGCAUAUUUCAAAUAAAAUACUAUCAUUUGUGGUGUAUACACAUGUAUAUAAUCAUUUUAAGGACUGAUAUAAUUACAAGCAACAAACGACAAUUAAUUGAACUAACUAUCUACAUAAUAAUAAUUACUCCAGAGAAGAAAGAACCUCCAUACUGAUAGAAAAACAUGGUUACUUAAAAAAUAAUGCAAGGAACAUGAUAAUAAGUUGUACAUAUAAUGAACAAAAUAAAAUUUCACUUUCAAUCGGAUACUUUUAUCUUUUGUAAAGUUAAUUAACCACACAUAAAUACAUUAUAAAAUGUUUGUCAUUGUCACUUGGAUGUAACAUAUAUAUAUUGAUUAAAGUUAGAAAUUUAAACCUUUGAAUUUCAACAUGGUAAUCCAAACGACCAUAGAUUCGUUACGAACUCUUAUGGUCCUGUUUUCAGCCCCGUGCUAUGGUCAUUGGUCCUUAUUCCUGAAGGGUUUCAUAUCAGGGCUAAAUAGUUGUUCAAUUUUUGAUUUUUAUUAACACCCUGGUCGAAAAAAAUCCGUAACGAAAACUGCGUAUAGAUAUCCUACAUGUAAUUGAAAUAAGUUUCGUAUAUCAGUGAAAAACUUCAGUCAAGAAAUGCUUAUAGGACAAAGAUAACACCAUAAUUAGUAGCGUAUAGCAAUUCACAUAAAUUGACAAGAAACAGGAAGUUGACGAAAUUUAGUGUUUAAUGUUAUCUUAGUAAAUGUGUUUUCUACUUGUCAGUGGUAGAAGUGUUAUAUUGAAGUCAACAUUAUUUUUGAUGAAAGCUGUAUUUCUAUAGUUUAAAUCACGUACUGUUCAUAAAUAAACCACCCCAUUGGAAACCAGGAAGGACUGAGUAACUUCCAUCCUAACAUGAAACUCCUAAAUCACACAUUCAAAACCCUAUCUCGAAUCAUCAGAUCUAGAGUCUUUAGUCUCAUGAUCGAACUCAUCCUGUAAACCAUUGGGGUAUAUAUAUAUAUACAUAUAUAUGGGGACUUGUUAUAAAAUCAUGAUUUUCCACUGUCAUGUUAACAAUAUUUCCAAAUCGGUUCACAAAUUGUUUCCUCACAAGGUAAAGAUUUUUAAUUUUAUAUUAAAAAAAAUAUCAGACUUAAUCUUGUUAAAUAACUAAUAAAAAACCUUUUAAAAUUAGCUAAUUAAAAGAAGUACGUUAAUUAAUACUACCCAGUUGUACGAGAAUUGCGUAAUCAGACUAUUUGUGUUAUAUAUUAUCACUUACUAAUUACAUUUAUUUAUACAUAACAGACUUGUCUCCACACUUCGGUAUUCUAAUUCACACAGGUGCAUAAGAAUUUCUUGAAUAGGUAACAAUCAUUGUUUUUUGUAACAUUAGUCGAAUCUUGUAUUUUUCAUCUAAUAAAGUAUGCUAUUGCAUUUUUGGUUAUGACAUGCUGAUCCUCUUUAUUUGUAUGCAUAUGUUUAAAUCACGAGAUUCAGAUUUAAGCUAAUGAAUUUAUCGCUUAUCAUGACUGACUGGGAUAGGUUUAGAUUGAUAGAAAAAAAUUGGACGACCAUAGCAAAUCAUGAUAUUAAUUCAUGAAUACCUUAAAUGUUGAACUAUCCAUUGUCGGUAAAUGUAAACUUCUUUAUUGAGAUAUACAGGAUACUCGUGUUACCUGGUCAGCUAUUUUGGGUGAAUUGGCAAAGUUCUAUUCCCUAUCCAUCCUUCUAUAAAUCUUCAUGUAGAUAUCAUUCCAAACUUUCUAUUGUUCAAUCUCACUUGUUUCAUUUUGAAAUGCAUUUUACUUCUGCCUCUUUCAAUAUUAUUUUACAUCUUGUAUUUCUCGGCUUUUCGAUUGUGUUCAACUAUGCUGAUGUGAUUGUUCGGCAGCUUAUACCAUUACACAUUCCUUCAUGAUCCUAAGUUGAUGAUUAUUAACUAACCCUUUCGUUAAAAUAGCUUAAAAUCCUUUUUCUACGAUACAGUUUCAUUUAUUCUUCGUUUUCUUAUAAUUGCUGAACUUGCUAUAAAUUCCAAAAUUUUCACUCUGAUGUAAUUCGUUACAUUUUUAUUACGUUUCGUAUCUUCAUUUCUGUACGUUUAAUAUUAUAUUCCCUUGUUUAUUUAUUAUUUUGGCAAUUUCACAAUAAAACGAC
Messenger RNA from Schistosoma haematobium, 9338 nucleotides. RefSeq names its product Hydroxymethylglutaryl-CoA synthase, mitochondrial, variant 2. The coding region runs from base 213 to 1727 and encodes 504 amino acids. Lineage: Eukaryota; Metazoa; Platyhelminthes; Trematoda; Strigeidida; Schistosomatidae. The transcript has 10 exons. Gene Ontology annotation, molecular function: hydroxymethylglutaryl-CoA synthase activity. Gene Ontology annotation, biological process: acetyl-CoA metabolic process. The record is from RefSeq and is a predicted model, not a curated record.